AUGACUUCUCAUAAAAGACCAAGGCAGGUUACCCUCUCUUCUGAGGAAACUCAUUCCGAUGAUCCCUUGGAUGACACGGAUAGUGAGUGGGAGAGAAUCACAGAAGACCCUGUCAAGCGAGUCGCGUUUGAAAGAAAGUGCAUUGAAGAUGAGCUCACCAAUCAGAAACGAGUAAUUCUAUUGCAAGAAAAUCCCAGCAGAAGGAGUCACUGUCGUUUCUGGGACUGUGUUCCUAGGAAGUUGAAUGGAGAACCCAAUAUCAGGUCUGCUUUUCGUUUCAAUGUUAAAGACCUUUCCGGUCGAUACUAUGUAGUAGAACCGAACAAGUACUAUCAUGUGUCAUGCAUGGAGCAAAUAUUUCCCGACCUGAGUUCCCUGGGUCGUACCUUCGAAGUGGACAUAUACGAUCGAUUCCGAAGGGCACAUGCCAAGUGGGACCGGAAAGACAACACAGUGGAGAUCAACCAUCAACUCGGGGAUCAUGAGGGUAGUCGUCAGGAUUGUGAGAAGUGUGAGGAAGUGCCGCAUGAACCACUGAGAAAAGAUUACUUUCCUGAAGAGCCUCGCAGUAGCCUACUGAGUGAAGUUCUGGCCUCCGUGGUUGGCGUGGGACACUUGGAUGAAUUAGAUGGAGAUUUGAAUGCUCGCCGUUGUAAGAAGAUUCGGCGCAGCUAG
Penicillium angulare is the source of this 675-nucleotide messenger RNA. RefSeq lists its product as uncharacterized. The transcript is spliced from 3 exons. Bases 1 to 675 code for a protein of 224 amino acids. The record is from RefSeq and is a predicted model, not a curated record. NCBI's taxonomy places the organism in Eukaryota, Fungi, Ascomycota, Eurotiomycetes, Eurotiales, Aspergillaceae.